AUGGCCUCACAGACUGUUGCGGAAUCGUUGGCUGUGGAGAUAAAAUUAAUUCACGGAACCCCCGGAGAGGAUGAUCGGCAACGGGUCGGCAAACGGCUGGAGUGCUGCGAGAAUGAAUUCGCCCGGAAAGCGUACAGGGAGAAGCGCGAGCGUGAACGCUGUCGCUUCCGACCCUUUGUUUAUCCCACCACACCCUGCAUCUCACUCUCAGACCUGUCCAGAGCAAAGAAACGAGAGCAGCGCCAGAUGGAGGGCCGGAACCGGGAACAAACGUCCGACUCGUCCAACGCUUGCAGAAACCACACGACCCUCCGGCCAACGGCCCUCAGAUCAAAGGGCGCAAGCCCUUCGGAAGCAAGCAGUCGACGUGGCAUCGAUAAGUGGCGCACCCCUGUCGCCUCAAUCACAGCCGAGGCCAUGUCCACUGAGAAGCCAACGCCGGGCUUUUCAUGCUAUGAGAUGGAGCCUCGGAUUCGGUCCCAAAGCCACAACCCAUCCCAGACGUCGAUAUCUCUCGAGGCGGCGGUCGGCAACGUGGCGACGGUAGAGGAUGUGCCCCCCGACGGCGGGUACGGGUGGAUGUGCACCUUCUGCGUCUUCAUGAUCAACGCCAACACCUGGGGGGUCAACACGUCGUGGGGAAUUUUCCUCGACCGCUACCUCACCCUCGACACCUUCCCCAACGCCACCAAGUUCGAGUACGCCAUGAUCGGCGGCCUGUCAAUCUCGCAGGCCCUGCUCAGCUCCCCCGCCGUCGCCGCCAGCCAGAAGCGCUUCGGCACCCGCCUUACAAUGCUGCUCGGCGCCGUGCUCGUCUUUGCCGGCCUGUUCUCCGCCUCGGCUGCCACGGAGGUCUGGCAGCUCUUCCUCAGCUUCGGCCUCUGCUGCGGCACCGGCAUAGGGCUGAUGUAUAUCCCGGCAAUGGCCCUGCUCCCGCCGUGGUUCUCGUCCCACCGCAGCCUGGCCGUCGGGUUUGCCACAUCGGGCGCCGGGCUCGGCGGCCUCGCAUACAGUCUGACCACCGGACGCCUCAUUGCCAUCUCGGGACCAGCCUGGACCUGGCGGAUUCUUGGGUUCACCAGCCUCGCGGCCAACGUGAUAUGCGCUCUCUUGGUUCGUGAGCGCCCGCCCUCGGCCUCGACGCGCAGGAGUCGGCACUCGUUCAACCCGCGCGAUUUUGCGCGCACGCAAGUCAUCUUGAUUCUUUGCUGGGGGUUCCUCGCCGAGUUUGGCUACGUGACGCUCUGGUACGGCCUACCCAGCUACGCCACCUCGGUCGGGCUGAGCCCGAGCCAGGGCGCCGUCGUCCAGGCACUGCUGAGCACGGGGCUGGGGCUCGGGCGGCCGUUGAUCGGCUGGUACAGCGACCGAAUCGGGCGCAUCAACAUGGCGCUGGCCACGACGAUGACCGCCGCGGUUCUCUGUCUCACGCUCUGGAUCCUGGCGAGGAACUAUGCCGGCCUGCUGGUAUUUGCGGCCAUGGUGGGCGUCGUGUCGGGGACCUUUUGGAGCACGGUGAACCCGAUCCUGGCCGAGGUGGUGGGCAUCGCCGAGGCCGGCAGCGUUUUUGGUGUCAUCUGCUUUGCGCUCGUGCUGCCGACCACGUUUGCCGAGGCCAUCGCGCUGCAGCUGGUGCAGGGUUCGGGCGUCAACCAGUUCCUCCCGGCGCAGAUCUAUGUGGGCGUGAUGUUCUUUGCCGGCUCCGUCUCGCUGUGGUUUCUGCGGAGCUGGAAGAUCUCUGAGAUCGAGAACAAGGCAGAGGACGAGCAGCGGUCCGAGCUGGCCGAGGGAGAGGUGGCGGGCAUCGCUGCCGUAACAGGCAUGACGAGCUCCUUCUGGCUCACGCCUAGGAAAAUGUUCAUGCCUCGACGCGUGUGA
Lasiosphaeria miniovina is the source of this 1878-nucleotide messenger RNA. Its product is annotated as major facilitator superfamily domain-containing protein. Bases 1 to 1878 code for a protein of 625 amino acids. The record is from RefSeq and is a predicted model, not a curated record. Gene Ontology annotation, molecular function: transmembrane transporter activity. The transcript has 9 exons. NCBI's taxonomy places the organism in Eukaryota, Fungi, Ascomycota, Sordariomycetes, Sordariales, Lasiosphaeriaceae. Gene Ontology annotation, biological process: transmembrane transport. Gene Ontology annotation, cellular component: membrane.